CUCUAUAGAUCUCUUCUAAACAAUUCCUUAAUAUUUGUAUAAGAUUUAGAUUAGACAUCAUUUGAUGAAGAUGAUGAUGAUUACAAGCACCUGAAUCUACUUCAUUUCCACUAGUGUUGAUUCACUCACAGUCGAAUAUGGCAACGGAAGAGAGAUGGUGUGUUGUGACCGGCGGGAGAGGUUUUGCUGCAAGGCAUUUGGUCGAUAUGUUGGUACGGUACAAUAUGUUUUCGGUUCGUAUUGCGGAUUUAGGUCCAUCGAUCAAGUUAUUUCCAACAGAGGAGAAUGGAACACUCGACGAAGCCCUUAGAUCUGGCCGUGCUGAGUAUGUAUCUGUUGAUCUUAGGGACAAGUCUCAAGUAAUUCAAGCUUGCAAAGGAGCUGAGGUAGUUUUCCACAUGGCUGCACCAGACUCGUCUAUCAAUAACUAUGAGCUACAUCAUUCUGUAAAUGUGAAAGGAACACAGAAUGUCAUUGAUGCAUGUGUAGAACUUAAAGUGAAAAGGCUUAUUUAUACUAGCUCUGCCAGUGUUGUAUUUGAUGGAAUUCAUGGAAUUAAUAAUGUUGAUGAAUCAUUUCCCUACCCGUUAAAGCAUAACGAUACUUAUUCUGCAACGAAAGCUGAAGCAGAUGCAUUAAUUCUCAAGUCUAAUGGUAUAAAUGGCCUUCUUACUUGCUCCCUCCGUCCAAGUAGUAUAUUUGGCCCGGGUGAUAGAUUAUUCGUCCCUUCCCUUGUUUCUGCUGCGAGGGCAGGGAAAUUGAAGUUUAUAAUUGGUGAUGGCAAUAACAUGUAUGACUUCACUUAUGUGGAGAAUGUGGCACAUGCCCACAUAUGUGCUGAAAGAGCUCUGGCAUCAGAAGCUAUCGUUGCAGAAAAAGCUGCAGGGCAGGCGUAUUUUAUCACUAACAUGGAGCCAUUCAAGUUUUGGGAAUUUGUUUCAGUUGUUCUUGUAGGCCUGGGUUAUCCAAGGCCAUACAUUAAGAUUCCUGCCUGUAUUGUUAUGCCGAUUGCGCAUCUAGUCGAGUGGAUAUAUAAGCUAUUAGCCCCUUAUGGUAUGAAGGUUCCACAAUUCACUCCAUCAAGAAUCAGACUUCUCUCUUGCAGUAGAACAUUCAAUUGUUCAAAGGCAAAUGAACUUCUUGGUUACACACCGAUUGUACCUUUUCAGGAUGCUAUGAGGAGAACAAUUGAGUCGUACUCACAUUUACGAGCUGAAUCCUUGCCUCAAAAAAAGGGUUCAUCAAAACCUUCCACAUAUCUUGGAGGUGGAAAGGUUGCUAAUGUACUCCUCUGGAGGAAUAAAAAACAAACAGUCGUCACACUGUUGACAUUUGUUUUGAUCUAUCUUUACUUCGUAGCAUCUGGGUAUACUCUUGUAACAGCAGUGUCAAAGCUCCUUUUGGUCGCAGCCACCUUUCUGUUCAUACACAGCCUUCUACCUGAGAAAAUAUUUGGAUAUACAAUUGAGAAAGUUCAAGGUUCGAAACUCUAUUUUUCCAUGGAGACGUCUCAAAAAAACGCAUCUUUAGUGGCUUCGUCAUGGAAUUAUGCUGUGAAUGACUUCAGAUCUCUUUGCAGAGGAAACGAUUGGUCCUUGUUCUUCAAGGUCACUCUAUCUCUAUUGGCUCUGAGCUUGCUAGGGACGAUUUCUUUGCGGAGCUUCUUCACUAUAAGCCUUCCCAUUGCCUUUAUUGCAUUCUAUAUGUACGAGCAAUAUGAGGAACAGAUAGACGAAUUGUUUACAGAAGUUCUCUUACAUGUAUGCAAAUUGAGAGCCGAUAUUGCCAACAAGUUACGAAGAAAGAGGAUCUACUAUUAGAAGCAUAACGAUAGUCUGAGAAUGAUUGGCAAGUUGGUGUUCUCGGUCAUAACCGAAUCACUUGGGAUACAAAAUUUGUUUUCGCAGGUCCCCAAUUUAUUUGUUCCAUCUUCCUUUUGUUUGUAUUUCAUUGAUUUCCUGAACAUUUGGAGCCAGGUUUGUUCUUGUGGUAAGUUGGAAUUCUGAAUAUUUGGUAGCAAGGUUUGAUGAUGUUGUAGAUUAAUACACUACUAUUUGAAGGUGUUGAAAUGGAGUCUCUUCACUACUUUAUUUUAUAACAAUUAUUUUUCUCAUAA
This is a messenger RNA of Impatiens glandulifera, 2116 nucleotides long. RefSeq names its product 3beta-hydroxysteroid-dehydrogenase/decarboxylase. The record is from RefSeq and is a predicted model, not a curated record. Bases 138 to 1820 code for a protein of 560 amino acids. Gene Ontology annotation, molecular function: 3-beta-hydroxy-Delta5-steroid dehydrogenase (NAD+) activity. Lineage: Eukaryota; Viridiplantae; Streptophyta; Magnoliopsida; Ericales; Balsaminaceae. The transcript is spliced from 12 exons. Gene Ontology annotation, biological process: steroid biosynthetic process.